UGUGCGCGCCAGCCCGCAGGAACAACAGAAACAGCCAACAUGGCGGACGUGGUGAACGUCGGGGUGAACCUGGACGCCUUCUCUCACGCCAUCAGCGGCAUCCAGGCGCUGCGCUCCAGCGUCAGCCGCGUGUUCGAGUCCCUGAAGGAUGGCAUGAAGAACCGGGAGACCCUGGAGGGCCGGGAGAAGCAGUUCAUAGCCGAGUUCCAGGACCACCUGCAGGCGGUCAACAGGGACCUCAAUGAGCUGGAGCGUCUCAGUGGUCUGGUUGGGCGCCCCUCAGAGUCUCAUCCUCUCCAUAACAGCGGUCUGCUCAGUCUGGAUCCGGUUCAGGACAAAACGCCGUUAUACUCUCAGCUGCUGCAGGCCUACAAGUGGUCCAACAAGUUGCAGUAUCAUGCUGGUCUGGCCUCCAGUUUGUUGAAUCAACAGUCACUCAAGCGAUCGGCCAAUCAGAUGGGAGCUUCAGCCAAGAGACGACCCAAAGUCCAGCCCAGUACUCUGGUCCUCCCCCCUCAGUACGUGGAUGAUGUCAUCUCUCGGAUCGGCAGGAUGUUUCCUGAUAUGACCAUCGAGUUGUUCCGACCCAAUGGAACCUCAGCGGUUCUCCUGGUGACCCUGGGGAAGGUGUUGAAGGCGAUCGUGGUGAUGCGUUCGCUGUUCAUCGACAGGACAGUUGUUCGUGGAUUUAACGAGAACGUUUACAGCGAGGACGGAAAGCUGGACAUCUGGACCAAGUCUCAGUACCAGGUGUUCCAGAAGGUAACGGACCACGCCACCACGGCCCUGCUGCACUACCAGCUCCCCCAGAUGCCCGACGUGGUGGUCCGGUCCUUCAUGACGUGGCUGCGGAGCUACAUCAAGCUGUUCCAGUCUUCGUGUCAGCGAUGCGGUCGUUUCCUGCAGGACGGACUUCCUCCAACAUGGAGGGACUUUAGGACCCUGGAGGCUUUCCACGACACCUGUCGCAUGUAAAAAACACUUCCUGUUUGUUUUUGUUUGCAUUUUGUAUAAAGACCUUUUUAAUAAAGUUGGAUUGUCAUUUUU
This is a messenger RNA of Centropristis striata (black sea bass), 1047 nucleotides long. It is a transcript of the gene med27, whose product is annotated as mediator complex subunit 27. The record is from RefSeq and is a predicted model, not a curated record. Bases 40 to 975 code for a protein of 311 amino acids. The transcript is spliced from 8 exons. Gene Ontology annotation, molecular function: transcription coactivator activity. Gene Ontology annotation, cellular component: mediator complex. Gene Ontology annotation, biological process: regulation of transcription by RNA polymerase II. NCBI's taxonomy places the organism in Eukaryota, Metazoa, Chordata, Actinopteri, Perciformes, Serranidae.